GAAGCGGCCGGGGAAGGAGAGUCACGUGGGAGGCGUAGUGUGCGGCUGUGAGUACCGGGUGCGCGGCGGAGGAUCGUAAAGAUGAUUAUCCCAGUCAGAUGUUUCACUUGUGGAAAAAUUGUUGGGAAUAAAUGGGAAGCAUAUCUUGGGCUCCUGCAGGCGGAGUAUACCGAAGGUGAUGCACUGGAUGCGUUGGGUCUGAAGAGAUACUGCUGUCGCCGCAUGUUGCUCGCCCACGUAGAUCUGAUUGAGAAACUUCUGAACUAUGCGCCUUUGGAGAAGUGAGAAGGAUUCUCCUUAGGAGGAACACUUACUGAGAACCUGUUUUCUUUAGUAGUACACAAGAAUGAUGCCAACACCAACCACAGUUACUGCUCUAAAACGGCAAACAUCCAUACGGACAAAUCUUAGUGCUUCUCCCAAAAUGGACUACAGCAAACACCUUCCCCAUUCCAGAAAUGUCUACGUAAACUGUUUGCGAAGUUGACUUGUAUUUAAUAAAUCAUUUUGUUAAUAAAAACCAA
This is a messenger RNA of Spea bombifrons (plains spadefoot toad), 524 nucleotides long. It is a transcript of the gene POLR2L, whose product is annotated as RNA polymerase II, I and III subunit L. The coding region runs from base 82 to 285 and encodes 67 amino acids. Gene Ontology annotation, cellular component: RNA polymerase I complex; RNA polymerase II, core complex; RNA polymerase III complex. Gene Ontology annotation, biological process: tRNA transcription by RNA polymerase III; transcription by RNA polymerase II; transcription by RNA polymerase I. The transcript is spliced from 3 exons. Gene Ontology annotation, molecular function: DNA binding; DNA-directed RNA polymerase activity; zinc ion binding. Lineage: Eukaryota; Metazoa; Chordata; Amphibia; Anura; Pelobatidae. The record is from RefSeq and is a predicted model, not a curated record.